Molecule: messenger RNA, 1254 nt
Organism: Apis florea (little honeybee)
Lineage: Eukaryota; Metazoa; Arthropoda; Insecta; Hymenoptera; Apidae
Source: RefSeq, a predicted model, not a curated record
UAUACUGAAAUAAUUUAUAUGACAAGUUUAAGUUUUUUCUAGGUUAUUAUAUGAAACAAACGAAAAGUCACUAAAUGCUAUGUUUAGUGAUAUAUAGACGAGAGGAAGCAUGAUGCAAAAAUGUAGAUUCGUUUCAAAGGCAUUAAAAUAAUAAUAGCGAUAUAUAUGUAUAUAUCAUUAUUAUAUAAUUUAUUGUAUUUACUGUGAUGUGCGUUUUAUUUUGGAAUAUACUAAAUUAAAACGUGACAAUGUUAUCGUUGGAGUGAAUCAGUUCCGCCGAAGAAUUGAACAUAAAGUGUUACUAGAUGGAGUUAAUGGUACCGUGUUACGUAUUCACGUGACUGAAACGGCAUGACUCGAUUACGAAAAUGGGAAAAUAUUUGAAAUUACGCAACACUUCAAUUACGUGUCUAAUCAUUAUUUUAAUUAUUAAUAAUCUAUCUUUUUUUUUAUCUUUUUUUUCAACGAUACAUACAAUUAAAUUAUAUUAAAAAAAUAAAAAUCAAAUUUUAAUAUAUAGACGCAAAAUAAUAAUAAUGAUGUAAUAUUUUAGAAAUUAGCAACAGUGUUACGAAAUAUAGUUUAUUCAAGCUAAGAAUUUUGCACUUUGAAACUCUCGCGCUAAAUUUAUAACGAGAUAUUCAGAAUCGAAACAAUGAAUUAUUAUAUCGAUGAACCAACCAAUUCGUCCUUCAUUCCCAACCCGUCCACAACAACACAUCCAACUCCAACCACAAUUUUUUUAACAAAAUAAAGCAAAAUGUAGUAUUUAAUUACAUUUAAUUCUAAAUUAAUCAAUCAAUCCGGAACCAAUCAUUCUACGUAAUAAAUUAAUCUUUAAAACAAGACAAAUUCGUGAUGCAUAAAUCAGAUUCUGCGGAUCUUACAAACCAAUUAGAGUCAUUAUUGGAACUGAUGUUAAGAAAUUCCGCCCAAGAAUCAAAAAAUACGGAAAGAACAGAUAUCAAGAGAGACGAAUCAGAUAUCGAGAACACAGAUAACGACAAAGAUUAUUCCGAAUCGAGUGAAGACGAACAGAAUUCUGGAAACAAAUACGGUUACAAGAAUAUUUUACGUUUUAAAAAAUUUUAUGAAGAUCACACGCAUAACAACUUACAGGAAAGCGAGCAUAAAAGCAUCUGGGAUGAUUACGUGUUCAAUGAUAAAAUGUACAGAGUGAUCCUUAUAAAAUUAGAUAAAAGUAAAAUGGAAACAAAAGGCGCAAAUUUAAUUGAUAAUCAAUUAAUGAAAUAA